Messenger RNA from Punctularia strigosozonata HHB-11173 SS5, 1956 nucleotides. Its product is annotated as RNI-like protein. The transcript is spliced from 8 exons. The record is from RefSeq and is a predicted model, not a curated record. Gene Ontology annotation, cellular component: SCF ubiquitin ligase complex. The coding region runs from base 20 to 1909 and encodes 629 amino acids. Lineage: Eukaryota; Fungi; Basidiomycota; Agaricomycetes; Corticiales; Punctulariaceae. Gene Ontology annotation, biological process: SCF-dependent proteasomal ubiquitin-dependent protein catabolic process.
CUCCCCGCUCCCUGGCACAAUGAGCAGAAGAAACAAUGUUCGCGGUCCAAGCUCUGCGCUUACCAGCUUUUUGAAGGACAGCGGUAUUACAGCCGCAAGUGUGGCGCGCAGAGCCGCCACACGUCGACAGCCCUCGAGACUUGCGCAAACGACCACGGCUUCGACUUCGGAAGGCCAGGACGGUGGAAAUCAGCAAGAUUCUGAGCAGCCGCAGGAGAAAGAGCCUGAGCAAUCUGUAGCCGGACCUAGUCGGAGACGUGCGCGUCGGACACUGGAUUAUGACUCGGAUGAGCUCGACGAGCCUGAUGAAGAGCAUAAGAAAGCACCAAAUCGUGACGAAGAGGAGCCUUCUCCGAAGAGGCGCAAGACGAACGCCAAAUCCAAGGCGGCGCCGGCGAAAGCAGAGAAAGAGAACGCCAAGGCGAAAGGCAAGGGCAAGGGGAAAUCCAAGAAAGGGAAAGGUUCAGACGACGAUUACGAAGACGACGACGACGAUGCCUAUAAUGGUCUUAGUUUGUGGUCAACCAACGCGUCAAAGCCACCCGUUGGCAGCUUCGAGAACUGCGCCAAGUGCGAGAAGCAGUUCACUGUGACGAAGUAUACCAUGGCCGCGAACCCCCCUCCAGGAUAUCUUUGCCUUCCGUGCAGUAAAUCCUCGGGAUCCGAUCCCUUCAAGAAGCCUGUGGCGCCACGGAAGCGGAAGGCUACCGAGGACAGGAGGAAGAUAGUCUACUUCGAGGAGAAGCAAUUUCCGACGCUGGUGUCGAUGUGUAUCCAGCUUGUGAGCGAUUAUAUCGACGAUGUGGAAGCGCUUGGUCUCGACGGCACCAACAUGGACGCGAUUGCAAAGACCCUCGCGAAGACCAGGAAGCUUAAUGAACAAAACGCUCCCUUGUUCUAUGAUGCUCAGCAGACGAACCUCACGCUUUACGACGUUACAAAUCUCACGCCUCCGGCUUUGUGCGCGCUUGGCUCUCUGAACCCGUCGCUUACGCACCUCCGGCUGGAUUUCUGCGGCCGAAUGGAUGAUUCCGUCCUCAACUCCUGGCCCCGGUCCAUGCCGCAACUCACGCGUAUCGAGCUUCUUGGUCCCUUCCUCGUCCGCCGGGAUGCAUGGAUCUCCUUCUUCGCCUCGCACCCGCAACUCACGGGCUUCCUCAUCACUCAGAGUCCGCGCUUCGACCUUGCGUGCGUCAAGGCCCUCGUGCGGAGCUGCCCUGAACUGCGUGAGCUCAGGCUGAAGGAGGUUGGGCGCAUGGCCGACGAUUGGUUAGACGAGUUGUGCACGUUGGCGGGUUCACUUGAGUAUCUGGAACUCUCAUACCCGGGCCGAAGUCUCAGCGAGGAUGCGCUUGUUGGGCUCUUGGAGUUUGUAGGGCCGGGCCUCACUCAUUUGGAUUUGUCGGGGCAGUCGAUGAUAACGGAUGGCUUCAUGGAGGACGGGAUCGUGCCCAACGUGGGAAAGCUUCAGAAACUCAAGCUGGCGGACGUGCCUCAACUGACGGAUGAAGGCGUCGCCAACCUCUUCGAUACCUGGGUGGACGAGAAGGAACCGGACUACAACCCGCCUCUUACGGAGAUCUCGAUGCCACGAAACCAUCUACUGACAUCGGAGGCGCUCCUCGCUCUGAUGAACCACUCGGGUCCUGAGCUAAUGCAUCUUGACAUCAACGGCUGGAAGGAUACAGGGCGCGAGGGCGUGUUGGAGGACCUUGGCGAAUACUGCCGAAAGCUGAAGACGGUCGAUAUUGGGUUCUGCAGAGAGGUAAAUGACUUCGUUGUCCAGGGGAUUCUGGACAACUGUGCCGACGUGAGGGAGAUCAAGAUUUGGGGAUGUAAUAAGGUGACAGAGACUUGUCCAAAGAAGAGGGGAGUAAACAUCCUCGGGUUCGAAGCACACGUCGUUUGAAUAUAUUGAUGUCGAUUUGCUCCCUUGCGAUGCUCUAUAGCUGUGCU